Molecule: messenger RNA, 2818 nt
Organism: Sesamum indicum (sesame)
Lineage: Eukaryota; Viridiplantae; Streptophyta; Magnoliopsida; Lamiales; Pedaliaceae
Gene: LARP1B
Product: winged-helix DNA-binding transcription factor family protein
Molecular function (GO): RNA binding
Source: RefSeq, a predicted model, not a curated record
UAAGCAAAGCAUAAGAGAAACCUAGAGAGAGACGAGACUUCUUUUUCUCUCUGUAGAAGAAGAAGAGGAAGAAAGAAGGAGGGAAGAAAAUCUCUCUUUCUCCAUCAGUUUUCUUUCCAGUUCCGAUCGGAUUCUACUCUUCUUAUUUUUGGAAUUUUUUUUAUAGAUUGGAUUAAUUCUUUGUUUUUCUUUUCUUUCUCUGUUUUUUUUUUUUUUAAGAUUAUUAAUCUUUUGAUGAAAUUCUUAGAUUAAAUCCGGAACUCUUUUUGAUAACGUUCUUGAUAUUUGAGAAAUUUGAUAUGAGUAAAGUCCUCAAACCCAAUCGAGAUAGAGAUAGCAAAAACCCUUUUUGAUAAUCUGAAGUUUUAUUUGUAGCUGGAAUCCCAACUCUUGUGGGCUUGAGUUGUUUGCCCAAUAGUUGCAGCAAAACCCUAAUUUCGGAUACAGUCCAAUUCAUCGUCUCUCAUGAAUCAAGCUCAAAAUUCUCCUAGGAGUCGCCAGUCGCGGCGAUCCUCAGCGGCGCGUGGCAUUUCCUCGCCCUCGGACACCUCCCCUCCUUCUAUUACGCUGCCAGGAGCUGCUGUUCAGGAGCAAUUCCUAACUUCAUAUUCUAGUACAUCUCUGGAUUCUUUGCCUUCUAAAGAAGCCGGCAUAAUGGAGUCUGUUUCUAGUUCUUUGGCGGAGGAGGGUUCUCCCGCCCCUGCCGGUUCAGAUGCUCAGUUUGACAACAGUGACAAUGGUGGUGCGGCCAAGAGGCCAGCUUGGAACAAGCCUUCGAAUGGGGCAACUGUUGAGAUUGGUGCCGUGAUGGGUGCUGACUCUUGGCCUGCUCUGUCUGAGUCUGCUCGUGCCUCCCCUAAACCCUCGUCUCCAUAUUCUCUCAAGACGCUCCCCCAGGGAUCAAUCACUGUACCACAGGAGAUGACAGUAGGAUCUGUUUCUUCACCUAAAGAAGUUAGUGCCAGCAUUUCAACUCCAAACCACGUGGCCACCACUCGCCAGAAGUCCAUGAAGCGCGGCGGUGGGAGUUCGAGUCAUAGCAGCAUUCCAGCUAAUGGAAGCUUACCUCAAGCACUACCAUUGCAGGAUGCUGUGGUUGAAGGUGUCCCUCCUACUCCAGGAAAAUCUGGUGGUUCUGUUGGGGAAUCUUCUAAGGAUAACACACAUAAAGAUUCUGGUCAGAGAGGAGGAUCUUAUGGUGGGAAUGAGCUGCAGCCGCAACGUAGUUCUUUUAGAAGGAACAAUAGUGGCCCACAACCUCGAGGAGAAGGUUCUUACCACCAUAGUCAUGGAAGACGUGACCAGGAACGUGCGAAGCAAGAUUGGGCUAAUUCUCAUCGAAGUUAUGGCAACAGAGACAACCAUCCCCAACAGAGAGUUGGUUCUAGGCCCUUCAUGCGUGGACCAGCUCCAAAUACACCUUUUAUCCCUCCUCCACCCCCACCUGUCCCUGUACGGCCCUUUGUAGCCCCCAUGGUUUACACAGAAGUGCCGUCAGCUGUGUAUUAUGUCUCUGGCCCUCAUCCAGAUCCACUCAGGCCUGUGCAUAUGAUUCCAUUUUCACCAGUGUAUUUUCCCGUGCCGGAUCCCUACUUGGUCUCAAAGAUAGUAAAUCAGAUAGAUUACUAUUUUAGUAAUGAGAACUUGGUAAAGGAUACAUUCCUCCGCCAGAAAAUGGAUAGCGAGGGAUGGGUUUCAAUUAAGUUAAUUGCAGGCUUCAAGAAAGUUAUGCAGCUGACGGACAAUAUUCAACUUAUAUUGGAUGCUAUACAAGCUUCAACUGUUGUGGAAGUCCAGGGUGAUAAAGUGAGGCGCAAAAGUGAUUGGAAUAAAUGGAUAAUUUCACCUGUGCAAACUACUGCUACGAGUCCCCAGCCAAUUCAUGAAUCUAGUCAGAGUAUGCUUACAGCACAGCUAAACAGUGUUGCACUGGAUGAAAAGGCAGCAUGAAGCCUGCCUUACUUGGCGUCGUCUGCGAACAUGAAACCAUUGUCACAAUCUACGAUGACAAGCCUAUUAAUUCGAUUGGACGGCGUUACCCUGCUUCCGUAAUAGGAGACAUUUAAAUGAUGGAUUGGCAAACUUUUUUUUUUUCCCUCUCUCUCCCCCCUCUUUUGGCAUAUGGAUUUUUUCAGAAGAAUUGAGAAAAAGAUCAAACGGCAGAUUAUGCUGAAACCGUUAUUGCAACAGGAAGAUGGUUGUUUUUGGUCUAUCUUAUGUGUAAUGGGAUGAUUUCUCUUGAGACGAAUAAUAGGCUAAACCUUCUCGGUGAAGACCAAAAGAACAGGUUGAUAAAAGUAAUAAAUGGUGGUGGAAAAAUUACGACUCUGAAGACUCGUAGCAUUAGUUUCUUCAGGUCAAGUUUUUGGUGUCGUUGGGUGCUUUGCUGUUCUUUCUCGUUCCUCGUUCAGCGGUUUGGUGUUUCACUGGCGGGGAGUUUUGAUGUUUACUUCCCCAUACAGCACUUUUAAAUUGACGAAAUUAUAGGCGAGUUCUGGUGAGCUAGAGAACUUGCAAGUGGUGAACUAUUGCUGGAUUCGGCCCCUGAUGUAGACCGAAAGAGUUGAUGGAUGCUGCGGCUGUGCUGCAUGUUAUGUGCUCGAUCUGGCUCUUGGGAAUCAAUGGAAUAGAUGUUUACACUGAAAUCUAAUCAUAUGGGUCGAUAUUUUCGCCAUGAGAUGGUACUUCUUCGAGUAAUAUGAAUAUGUUCAUGUUCAUAUGUGAUGACUGGCUUAAUGUUUGAAUAUCAAGACCUGGUUUUAUUGUAUUUGAUUGUCGUCGUGCGUUUUGCUUUCAAUAUUCUCACCCUUUUGCAAUU